Macadamia integrifolia is the source of this 3658-nucleotide messenger RNA. RefSeq names its product DNA mismatch repair protein MSH7. The record is from RefSeq and is a predicted model, not a curated record. Gene Ontology annotation, biological process: mismatch repair. Gene Ontology annotation, cellular component: nucleus; MutSalpha complex. Bases 79 to 3390 code for a protein of 1103 amino acids. Gene Ontology annotation, molecular function: mismatched DNA binding; ATP binding; ATP-dependent DNA damage sensor activity. The transcript has 17 exons. Lineage: Eukaryota; Viridiplantae; Streptophyta; Magnoliopsida; Proteales; Proteaceae.
GCCUACAACAGAGUUGCAAUCGUUCGUUCCUCGUCUCACAGUUUCGUUCCUUCGUUGUGUGCUUUUACUUCAAUCAAAAUGCAGCGCCAGAGAUCCAUACUCUCCUUCUUCCAAAAGUCUUCAUCUGAAAACCACCAGAGCUCCAAUGGCUCCUCAGACGCCGACAUGUUAGCCAGACACCAUCAGUCUCCGUUGUCGGAAAAGCAAGGGAAGCAGAAGUCAGUAUUCGCAGCUCCUACAUCGGCUGAUGACCCUUCGUUUGAAAUCAGAGGAACAGAUACUCCACCGGAAAAGCUGCCGCGUCAGGUUUUCCCGUCUAGCUUUUCGGUGAACGAUGACACCAGGCCUUCGCUGUUUUCUAGUAUAAUGCACAAGUUUGUGAAGGUCGACGAACGAGACAACUCUUGUGAACGGGACCAAGCUGGUGGUGGUUCCUCUAAAGGUCCCGUGAUAUCUACUAAUAUUGGUGAUAAUCGGCUAUUGUCUCAACAAGAAAGAUUCUUCAGGAAUCCCCAAAAGGAUGGUGUUUGUAAUUCUAAGGACAUCAAUGAUCAAGGGGACUAUUCAUGGAUGGAAAGUGAUCCCGAUGAUUUAGGACCAGAAACACCAGCUAUUCAACCUCUUAUACCCCGUUUGAAGCGAAUUCAUGAGAAUGGUUCUACCUCUGACGAAAAGAGUAGAUCUUCCUUUUUAAGUUUUGGCAAAAGAGCAAAGUUAGUUGAAAAUUCAAGAUCUGGAAAUCAGUGUCGUGGAGAUGAAUCGGAAACAACUGUUGGUAAAUUUGAAUGGCUUAAUCCUUCUCUGAUAAGAGAUGCGAAUGGAAGAAGGCCUGAUGAUGCUUUUUAUGACAAGAAGACCCUAUACAUACCGCCUGAUGCAUUGAAAAAAAUGACAGCAUCUCAAAAACAAUAUUGGAGUGUGAAAUGUCAGUACAUGGAUGUUGUUCUCUUCUUUAAAGUGGGGAAAUUCUAUGAGCUUUAUGAAUUAGAUGCUGAAAUCGGUCACAAGGAGCUUGAUUGGAAAAUGACAUUAAGUGGUGUAGGUAAAUGUAGGCAGGUUGGUAUUUCUGAAAGUGGUAUUGAUGAUGCUGUUCAGAAACUUGUUGCUCGUGGGUAUAAAGUUGGACGAAUGGAACAGACAGAGACAUCUGAUCAAGCAAAGACUAGAGGAGCAACUUCUGUGAUCCAAAGGAAAUUAGUAAAUGUUGUUACUCCAUCAACAGCAAUUGAUGGCAACAUUGGGCCUGAUGCUGUCCAUCUUCUUGCUCUAAAAGAGGGUGAUGGUAGGUUUGAGAAUGGUUCAACGGUAUAUGGAUUUGCAUUUGCUGACUGUGCUGCUUUAAAAUUUUGGGCUGGUUCCAUAUGCGAUGAUGGUUCCUGUGCCGCUUUAGGGGCUUUGUUGAUGCAAGUUUCCCCAAAGGAAGUUAUAUAUGAAAGUAGAGGGCUUUCUAAGGAAGCUCACAAAGCCCUCAAAAAGUACUCUUCAGCAGGUUCCACUAUGUCACAAUCAUUGUCAGUUGUCGAUGCGUCUGAAGUUAGAAAACUGAUUCACUCCAAAGGAUACUUUAGAGGGUCUUCUAAUCCCUGGGAAUAUGUACUUGAUGGUGUUAGACACCAUGACCUCGUUCUUUGUGCCCUUGGUGAACUUGUUAGUCAUUUAUCUAGGUUGAUGCAAGAUGAUGCUUUACACAAUGGAGAUAUUCUACCUUACCAAGUCUAUAGAGGUUGUCUUAGAAUGGAUGGUCAGACACUUGUAAAUCUUGAGAUUUUUAACAAUAAUGCUGAUGGCAGUUCAUCAGGUACAUUAUACAAAUAUCUUGAUAGCUGUAUUACAUCAUCUGGUAAGCGGCUGUUAAGAAACUGGAUCUGUCAUCCACUAAAGGAGGUCCAGGAAAUCAAUGAUAGGCUUAAUGUGGUUGAGGAGUUAAUGAAAAAUUCUGAAAUGACGUCAAUUAUGGCUCAAUAUCUGCGCAAGCUUCCCGACCUAGAAAGGCUACUUGGACGUGUUAAGGCUACUGUUAGGUCAUCAGCUUCACUUUCAUUUCCCAUGAUUGGGAAGAAAAUAUUGAAACAGAGAGUGAAGGCAUUUGGAUCUCUUAUUAAAGGGCUUCGAAUUGGGAUGGACUUGUUAAAUAUUUUCAACAAAGAAAAGAAUGGAUUUUCGUCAUUGUCAAAAAUGUUGGACCUUCCAUUAUUAUGUGGUGUUAAAGAGCUUAAUGAACUUCUUACGCAAUUAGAAGCAGCUGUGGAUAAUGACUUCCCAAAAUACCAGGACCAUGAAGUGGCAGACUCAGAUGCUGAGACACUGUCCGUGCUGACUGAAUUGUUUAUUGAAAGAGCAACUCAAUGGUCUCAAGUCAUCCAGGCAUUGAACUAUAUUGACGUUAUACGCUCCUUCACAGUGACAGCAAAUUCUUCGAGUGGGUCUAUGUGCAGACCUGCUUUCCUGCCCACUGAUGCCAGGCCCUUGAUUUCUUGCCAAGAGAUUAGAGGACCUCUACUUAAAGUUGAAGGAUUGUGGCAUCCUUACGCUUUUGGAGAAAAUGGGGGCACAGUGGUUCCUAAUGACAUACAUCUUGGUGAAGAUGCUACAGGCUAUCAUCCCCAUACUUUGCUAUUGACUGGACCCAAUAUGGGUGGAAAGUCAACUCUGAUGCGUGCCACAUGUCUUGCUGUUAUACUAGCUCAGUUGGGCUGCUAUGUGCCAUGUAAGAUGCUUGUUCUUUCUCCUGUGGAUAUUAUUUUCACUCGACUUGGUGCCACUGAUCGGAUCAUGACUGGCGAAAGCACAUUUUUUAUUGAAUGCAUGGAAACAGCAUUAGUUCUUCAAAAUUCCACACAAGAUUCUCUGGUUAUUCUUGACGAACUCGGUCGAGGAACGAGCACAUUUGAUGGAUAUGCCAUUGCAUAUGCUGUAUUCCGUCAUCUUGUUGAGAAGGUCCACUGCCGUCUACUGUUUGCCACGCACUACCACCCUCUCACGAAGGAAUUUGCUUCUCAUCCUCGCGUCACACUACAACACAUGGCCUGCACAUUCAAACCAAAAGUCGGAGGCUUCAGCAGUGACCAAGAACUAGUUUUUCUGUACCGGCUUACCUCAGGAGCCUGUCCUGAGAGCUAUGGGCUGCAAGUGGCACUCAUGGCUGGGGUUCCUAGGCAAGUGGUUGAAGUUGCUUCAAAAGCUAGUCAGGGAUUGAAGAAGUUGAUUGCAGAGAAUUUCAGGUCAAGUGAACAGAGAUCAGAUUUUUCUACUCUACAUGAAGAAUGGCUGAAGAUCCUAUUAGCAGUCUCAAAGAACAGAGAAAGUAGUUUGAAUAACGAUGAUGAUGCUUUUGACACAUUGCUUUGCUUGUGGCAUGAGCUGAGGGCCUCUUAUCAUCUUUCUAACUGAAAGAAAUUACAUGGCAUCAUUAUAUUAGCUUUCUAAAGAGGGGGGGAAAAAAGAAUGAAUUGACCUGGCAAUCCUGUCCAUUAGAAGUGUAAGAGGUGGAAUGUUAAGUUCAAGGGUGGAAAGAAUGCAGGGUUCAUGGGUGGAUGAUGACUCCCUUUUUUCUGGGUCACUGGUUGUAGAUAUAGCUCUAGGCAACUGCUGAUGAGUUUGAUGUAAACAUGGCUGUGUUUUUGUGAUCAAUAUUAGGAAUUGCUGAUCUUGCGAUCCA